Molecule: messenger RNA, 1173 nt
Organism: Lingula anatina
Lineage: Eukaryota; Metazoa; Brachiopoda; Lingulata; Lingulida; Lingulidae
Product: allatostatin-A receptor-like
Source: RefSeq, a predicted model, not a curated record
AUGGACACAGCACUUAGUGCUACAAAUUUGAGCCUCUUGCGAUAUGAACCUAGUCGGCAACUGGGCGGGAACGGGACAUACUCGGAAGACUACGAAAACUUGAUGAGGUUUCUGAAAAUAAGUUCUGUGGUUUUCCCAAUGGUUUUUGUUUUAUUUCUCAUCAUUGGUAUAAUCGGAAACACUUUAACCAUCUAUACUAUAGCUAAGAGUAAAUGUCUUAGCACCAGUCCGAACAUUCUGUUUCUCAAUCUAGCAUUGUCCGAUCUCAUUUUUCUAGCAGUUUGUGUACCUCUCCAGGCGGCCUACUAUGGCACCGAGUAUAAUUUACUACUCGGGGAUGGAUUAUGUAAAAUUUUCAAAUACACCAUAUUCGUAACCACGGGAGUGGGUGGAUACUCGCUGGCCGCAAUUUGUGCAUUUCGAUGCUUUGCCAUUGCCAAGCCAAUGCGAUGCGGGAUGGUUCUGACCAAACGGCGAGUAAAAAUGGUCAUCAUUUCAAUAUGGAUUUCUUUGCUUCUUGUUAACACACCGAUUGCGAUAUACUAUAUGGAGCAUCAGGGUGUUGCAUGCUCCCCUGUAUUUGAGUUCCAAUACCAAACGACGGUAUUCGUGGUCAUCACAACAGCUGCAGACGUGUUAGUGCCUCUUCUGAUUCUCUUUAUAGCGUCGAUGUGCAUUGUUGUAGCUUUGCGAAAACGAGACAUUUCAAUAGAAAGUUUCUCUGAAGAGGAGCUAGCAGAACAAUCAAAGAAACAAACUAUGAAACAGAUGAUUCUAGUGGUUUCUGUUGCCCUGGUAUUUUGCGUAUGUUGGGUUCCUUUCACCAUGAUUACAAUUGUUUGCGCUCUUGGCGUCGGGCCAAAGGGCAUCACGUACAUCAUUAUCUCAAGCACGGCUCAGUUAUUAGCUUUUUCAAACUCUUGCAUAAAUCCUAUAGUCUACAAUUUCGUUUCUAAAGAAUUCCGUCAAGGAUUCCGCCAAGUAAGUGACAGCGCUCGGUGGGCAGCGCUUCGUUUUAUGCGGAGAUUCUCCUCACAUGAAUCAACAAGGACGAACACCUCUGUGUCAACCCCACACGUAUGUCACGACGUUAAAAACGACAACUUCGGAAUUGCAACGAGGACGACUGGUAGCAGAGAUACACGUGUACCUGAACAUAUUGUUCUUGGCUGA